Sinocyclocheilus anshuiensis is the source of this 1193-nucleotide messenger RNA. Its product is annotated as calcium uptake protein 3, mitochondrial-like. Gene Ontology annotation, cellular component: uniplex complex. Gene Ontology annotation, biological process: calcium import into the mitochondrion; mitochondrial calcium ion homeostasis. Gene Ontology annotation, molecular function: calcium ion binding. The transcript is spliced from 14 exons. The coding region runs from base 1 to 1173 and encodes 390 amino acids. NCBI's taxonomy places the organism in Eukaryota, Metazoa, Chordata, Actinopteri, Cypriniformes, Cyprinidae. The record is from RefSeq and is a predicted model, not a curated record.
AUGUGCGGAUAUAGAGGGAGGAAAGCCCCGAUAAAUGGAAUAGGCUGUCGGGCUCUGCUGCCUUCACUACCCGCUGUAGCCGCAAAGGAUAAGUGGGUACCAGUCAAGCACCAGUUAAACACAGGCCUGAGGCUUUCACUUCCUGUCUCUAAGGAGCGGUUUCUAAGAGGAUGCAAACUCAAGGGAAGUCUUAGUGAAGAACUAGAAGGAGGCAUGGGAAGCAUCAUCGCUUACACUGAGUAUCUCUUUCUGCUCUGCAUUCUGACAAAGCCUCAUGCAGGCUUUAAGAUUGCCUUUAACAUGUUUGAUGCUGACGGUAACCAGAUGGUGGAUAAAGGGGAAUUUCUUGUGUUGCAAGAAAUCUUCCGAAAGAAAAAUGAGAAGAAAGGAAGAAAAGGAGAUGCUGAAAAAUCUGCUCAACUGAGUAUGCAGCUCUAUGGAUAUCAGGUUGUCCCCGUAAACAGCGUGCUAAAAAAAGAGAGUCAGGAGUUUGUGCCCAGGAACUACUGGGACAUGCUGAGACGUGGCGCGAGCCAAGCCCUGUUUUCUGACCUGGCAGAGCGUGCCGAUGAGAACAUGAUGAUUGACACCACUCUGCUUGUGCACUUCUUUGGCAAGAAGGGGAAGGCGGAGCUAACGUUUGAGGACUUCUACAGAUUCAUGGAUAAUCUGCAAACUGAGAUGUUAGAGAUUGAGUUCCUGACCUAUUCCAAAGGCAUGACCACCAUCAGCGAGGAGGACUUUGCACGAAUCUUGCUGCGCUACACUAACGUAGAGGAUAUCCGCAGCUAUCUGGAGAAUGUGCGCCAGUGCAUACCUGAUGAGAAGAAAGCAGAGGGCAUCACCUUUGAAGAGUUCAGGUCUUUCUUCCAGUUCCUCAAUAACCUUGAAGACUUUGCCAUUGCCAUGCAGAUGUACAACUUUGCCUGUCGUUCCAUUGGACAAGAUGAGUUUGCUCGGGCGGUAUAUGUCGCAACAGGCCUCAAGCUGACCCGCCACCUGGUUAACACCAUCUUCAAGAUAUUUGAUGUGGAUCAUGAUGAUCAGCUCAGUUACAAAGAGUUCAUUGGUAUCAUGAAGGACCGGCUGCACCGUGGAGGCAGGGGUUAUAAGGCUGUAGAGCGUUUUACUUCAUUUAAAUCAUGUCUGAAGAAGGAACUGGCUGGCAGAUAAGUAGCCCUAUAUACACACAU